ACAUUUUUUCUUUAUAGCCGCGUUGGCCACACAACAAAAGCUAUUACCAUGUUUCCAAUAUCGAACAUUCUUUAGAACUUUUUACCGCAUGAUUCUGUCUACCUUGAGAGUUUCACUUCAAGCCAAAUCCCUCUACGCGCGUUAUUCUAACGAUGAAUUCACAAAGAUAUCCACAAAUAUUUCUUUUGGUUUAUAUCCUAGCCCUCAAUAUCUGUAUCGAAGUUGUUUGGACGUGUGAUUGCAACGUCGCCAAGUUAAAUGAGCUUGGAAUUGAAGAUGGUCAUAUCCCGGAUGAAGCCAUGAAAGCGUCAUCAACACUAGACACCAAUCACGGCCCAGGCCGAGGAAGACUAAACCAAGGACCCACUGGUUCCCAGGGUACCGCCUGGUGCGCCGGGGAGUCAGACUCUGAUCAGUACCUUCAGAUAGAUUUGAUCUAUACUUCACGGGUGACUCAUAUUGCGACACAAGGAAUGAACGAUCCGCCUCAGGUUGUGAAUGGAACUAAUGUGACCGCCUGGGUAAAAGAGUAUACACUGCAAUACAGCUCUGAUGGAGAAACCUACAACGGGUAUUAUUUCGACAAAGAUUUAAAGAUUUUUGACGGUAACAAAGAUGGCAGCACUAUAUCAUGCUGUGAGCUUCCAUAUCAUUUAGUGGUUCGUUAUCUACGAUUUAAGCCUGUGUCUUGGGAUUCGAAGAUUUGUUUGAGGAUUGGAGUCUUUGGCAUUGGGAAUGUCACCGCCCAGAAUAUAAUCACACAAGAUUCAAUUGCUAUUCGCCAUUAUUGGUGGUGGCCUUUGAUGUGGGUUUUGAUAAUCUUACUUGUCUUCUUUAUCCUAUUGGCUUUGUGUUGCUAUCGCCGAAUACGUAGAAGUUUAGCUUUGAAGCCGAGGCCCAGUAAAACAGAAAAGAAGCAACCAUCAUUCUACACGAACCCAAGGGCGCCAAAGUCACAGCCACAGAACGGGACAAUGACCAUUGUUAUGACAGAUAUGAUGGAAUCACGUGACAACGAAGCCUAUGAGGAACCUGAGGACGAAGUGCAAGAGGUCGUUGCCCACUUCACUGAUGAUGGUUUCGACAACAAACACGGCGUCACUCACUUCUCAGUCGCAGACGAAGACGAAGAUGAAUCGCCCGCCGCUCUUCCAAGCCAGAACGGUAGUGGGCCCACCCGAGGAGCCUCUGUCAGCUCUCAAAACCAACCUUACAGGGGGGCAUCCGUGAGUUCCCAGGGCAGACGCAACACCGGGAGGUCCGAACAUCUUUACGAAUCGGUAGUGCGAUAGAUUAUGGAUCAUUAAAUAAUGGACGAUUAAUUCUAGGGUUACAUCAACUUCGAGACGGCUCAUCAGUUGAAAAGGCGCUCUCGCAUCCAAUUACCUGCGAUGAAUGCGUUGUUCUUUGUUCUGUUUAGCAGCCACCCUAUAUUUAAAAUUUCCUUGCCGACUAGGACCGAAAAUGCCCGGGAUCCGGAAAGUCUCAGAGCAACUCAUGGAUCUCCCAAACGGACGAUUUGUUUUCGGACGUUUCUCAGUUGACCGCUAAUAUAGAUUUAAUUGGCCGCCACCUAAACGACACAUUUCUUGCAGAUUAAUAUUUUGAUGAAAAGUCUUCCUCUAAGGGAAGUUUUGAGAAGGAAACAUCACUUCUAUAGCUUACUUCAGGCGUGUGACACAGAGGUUUUCGAGUGUUUUCUGAUUGAUAAAAACUCGCAUUCUUUUUACACCCUAGUGUGUUUUUGUAUUACGUUUUCGCCCAUCGCGACACUAAAACCAUCGAAAAUUUUCAUUUCCUUCAUCGAAUGAAGACGAUGAGAUGCCGAGAAUGGAGAGAUUUAAGAAAAGGAACACCGUUGUAUUAGUGUGGAUGGCGAAAACGGAGCUUUUCAGAAACGCUAACGUCAUUCAUGGCACAUGCGCAAAUGAUGGUGUUUUUGGCAUCAGCGAACCUCAGCGUUUGGAGUGUUUUUGUAACUGGCGAGUUUAAGAAAACCACGACGGCAACGGCAACGGGAACAUUGCUAAACAGGAGGUUUAAUGAGCAGAGCA
Molecule: messenger RNA, 2054 nt
Organism: Orbicella faveolata
Lineage: Eukaryota; Metazoa; Cnidaria; Anthozoa; Scleractinia; Merulinidae
Source: RefSeq, a predicted model, not a curated record